AUGGCGGAAACCAGAGCGAUCUCAGCAAUCCUCAAUACCACUUGGCCCGAAGCUAUUAUCAAGGCGAGCACAGUGGACUGCGUUCAGAACCAAGCCAAGGAAGCAAUCGGCCGCGACGACACCCUCCCAGAUAGCAGCAUGGGCGGAUACCGAUGUGAAUGCAAUACUUCGAUUUUCAAAAUUUGCAAGUCUGAACUGAUCAUGUUUAUACGAAUGGGUAGAACAACCCGGCUACUAAAUCCUAGACCGGAUGUUGCUCAUAUGGGAAUGUGUGAACUUCCUACGCGCGAAGUAAAAUAUGCAAGACCUACUAUCUACAAGUAUGGGAUUCCACCCGCAGCUACCCGGCCAACCGUCCGCGAGCAUCAGUGCUACCUCGAGGACGAUGAAGAUGAAGAUGGUAAAGCGGAGUAUUCCAGCUUCGAGGAUGAAGAGUUUACUUUGGCGGGCAAUGCUCUUCUUUCGAUAGCCUUCAUUCCGCCACGGAUGUUCUUUUCGGACCCCAAAAUGGGGACCGAGUGCGUGCUAUAG
Molecule: messenger RNA, 531 nt
Organism: Penicillium soppii
Lineage: Eukaryota; Fungi; Ascomycota; Eurotiomycetes; Eurotiales; Aspergillaceae
Exons: 3
Coding region: 1-531 (176 amino acids)
Source: RefSeq, a predicted model, not a curated record